AUGUCCUCAGAGUUGGUUGACAGCGGUUUUGUGUCCAGCGAAGAGCAAACCAUCGCCCUCCUGGGUGAAAUACAAGAUUGGCAAAUCAAUCACGGCUCUUUGCUUAAGAAUGUCAAAUCUCAAUCAGAGCAUAGUGUUUACUCUUACCCCGUAGGCGUGAGCGUCUAUCCUUCUCCUUUUCCGCAAUCGGAGUUCCGCCGAGCAAUGGAAAUACAGUUGAUAUAUAACGAGCUUUACACGGCAAUCGCUAGCAAUGAAGACUGGCUUUAUCAUGUCACGAACGAAAUGGUUUCCAGUCAUCCCCUCGCAAAUGCUCUGUGGGCGAUUCACCGUCAGACCAAAGCAGCGGGUGCCGCACAGGAGAUAUCAGCUGCAAUCUUUCGAUCAGACUACAUGCUCCACAUGAGCAACAAACCGUCAUCGUCAAAUGAUUGCAUUGAACCGACAUUGAAGCAAGUCGAGUUCAAUACAUUCUCAUGUGCAGGCGCCAGCCACGCAAAAAGAGUUGCAGAUAUGCAUCGCUACAUGACUCGAACUGGGGCCUAUGAUUUGGAAACUGCGACCGGACAACACAACCCGAACGCACUUUCCCUUCCGUCCAAUGAUAACAUAGACUCCCUGGCGUCCUUGUUAGCCUCGGCUCAUGCGGCCUAUGGUGCCCCAAAGAAUGACACGGCGAAACGAACGGCCCUGUUGUACAUUGUUCAGCCAUACAACUUCAACAUCGCGGAUGAAAGACCGAUUGAAUAUGCACUGUGGAACCGAGAUCCGCCGGUCCCUACAUAUCGGCUUAAUUGGGGAGAUGACAUCCUGCAACACACCUCCCUCACGGAUACACAAGAAUUGCUGUUCCACCCGCCGGGGCUGCCUGUCCGCGAUCCUAUGGAGAUUUCUGUGGUGUACAUGAGAGCCGGGUAUGAGGGACACGAAUAUGAUGACAUUGGACAACAAGCGCGUCUACGCCUCGAGAUGUCCUCCGCCAUAAAAUGUCCGUCUAUCCUGUCGCAUAUCGCUACCUUUAAAAAGGUCCAACAAGCAUUGAUUGCGCCUGGUGAAUUGGAACGGUUUCUGACACCCGAAAAGGCUGCUGUCAUCCGAAAAACGUUUGUCAUGCAAUAUCCUCUGGACAAAACUACGGAGGGUCUGUUUGCUCGGCAAAUAGUCCAUGAUGGGGAUUGUUCCAAUUAUAUCUUGAAGCCGUCGUUGGAGGGUGGAGGGAACAAUAUUUACGAUCGCAUACCUGAAUUUCUUGAAUCCACACCAACUGCUGCAUGGGCCUCAUACAUCAUGAUGGAGCGCAUCCAACCCCCAAAGUCGAGAAAUGUAUUGAUGGGCCCAUCAGGGGUGGAAGAAGGCCCAGUGGUGUCAGAACUUGGUAUCUAUGGGGCUUGUCUCUGGAAACAAACAAAUCAACAGAGUGAAAUGUUACACAACAGCUGUGCCGGUUGGUCAUUCAAAACCAAACAUGCGCAUAUUGACGAGAUGAGUGUUGUUAAAGGUUAUGGGUGUUUUGACACCCCUUGUCUGCAAUGA
This is a messenger RNA of Penicillium brevicompactum, 1533 nucleotides long. RefSeq lists its product as uncharacterized. Lineage: Eukaryota; Fungi; Ascomycota; Eurotiomycetes; Eurotiales; Aspergillaceae. The transcript has a single exon. Gene Ontology annotation, molecular function: glutathione binding; ATP binding; glutathione synthase activity. Bases 1 to 1533 code for a protein of 510 amino acids. Gene Ontology annotation, biological process: glutathione biosynthetic process. The record is from RefSeq and is a predicted model, not a curated record. Gene Ontology annotation, cellular component: cytosol.